CGUAACGGACCAACGAACCCCACGCACCGGCAGCAGCAUACGCAUACGCGAUAGUGGGUUUGCGUACGCGCGUGAAAUUAGACGUGCUCGACGCGCAGGUCACGCAUGUGAGUUUCGUGCCUCGGUGGUGGGCAUUUGGGUGGGCGAUCGAAGAAAAAUCCCACACAAGUGCUGCUGCUGCUUUAGUUUACUGAUAGUGAAAAGCCCGCGGUGGUUAAUUCGAUGCAAAUUUGGUGAUGCAAACAACCGACCAGGUGUACCUAGUGAUAUUAGAGCAAUACGACAGAUGAAGGAAAUAAGCGAAAAUUACCAGACCCGCUAAAGAAAAAGAAACUAGAACCAGAAGCCACGGUGUGGGGAGACCAGUCAACCUGAAAAAGCGCACAGCAAACCGGUUCAAAAGUGGUUAAAUUCGUUCAACCAAGCUGCAGCAACUGUUUUGUGAAGUGACUGUGGUGCAAGAGCCGACGUUUCGGGGGGUAAAGUGACCGGCAAACACGGCAACGUCAACGGUUUCGGCACACGAAGCCUACGAAAAGGAAAGUUUUGUCAACCUAGGGUGUCCGUACGUACGUACAAAAGUCAACGCGGGAGGAAGGAGGAGAGACUUAUGCACCGUUUCAGUGUGGGGCCUCGGACAGUCUGCAGCGCUUAGCGAGAUUCCAAUUCACGUGAAACGAAGCAACUCCAAACAACAACAACACAGCACCAUGAUCAAUCGACGAAAAGUGUCCUUGAGUGUGCUGUUUGUGCCUUUAUGUCUUCUGCUGGCGGCAAACAUCGAUCCCACCGCCGGACAUGGCCGCCUAAUAGAGCCACCAAGCCGUGCCUCGGCCUGGCGGUACGGAUUUUCCACCCCGCCCAACUACAACGACCACGAGCUGUACUGUGGCGGAUUCAACCGGCAGUGGCAAAGGAACGAGGGCAAGUGUGGGGAGUGUGGCGAUCCGUUCGAUGCACCGUUGCCGCGUCCGCACGAGUUCGGGGGCAAAUGGGGUCAGGGUGUGAUAGUGCGACGAUACAAACCCGGCACCACCAUCACGCUACGCGUCGAGCUCACUGCCAGCCACAUGGGAUACUUCGAGUUCCGCAUCUGUGACAAUGUGCAGGCCAAGCAAGACUGUCUGGACAAGCAUCUGAUGCGCAUCGUCAGCGGUACACCGAGCAUUCCGCAUCCGAACGACCUGAAGACGCGAUUCUACCCCCGCAACGGUAGUCGGAUCUACGACAUGAAGGCAGAACUUCCCGCAGAUCUAAACUGCAAUAACUGCGUGGUGCAGUGGAAGUACGUCGCCGGCAACAACUGGGGCAUCUGUCCGGAUGGAAACGGUGCGGUCGGCUGUGGCCCCCAGGAAGAGUUCCGCGCCUGUGCGGACGUAUCGGUCAGCGAGAAGGACGGCCAGGACAAUCGUACUCCGCUGCGGCCGAGCCAGAAGCCGACACCGACCCGGGCUCCCGACUCCAGCACGGAACCGGCCGAGGGCGAGCAACCGAUCGAGGAGGAACCACCGAAGGGCGUCAAGUAUAUGGGCCCACUGGUGGCGAUUAUAUCGCUUUUUCUGGUCCUAUGUGGAUUUGCUGCACUUUAUAUUUAUCACUAUCAUGGGGGGCGGAUAAAGGCGCUGAUGCGCUGGAACCGGGAAAAGACGCAGAAGGGUGUGCACGGCACGGAACCGAUCGCGAACAUGGGCGGUGCUGGCGUGGCCCAUCACGGCGAUGUGGAAGCGAACGCACCGGUACCACCGCCACGCACGAAACGUAUCUCCAACCAAAUCCGCGACAUCGAUGCGCAAGAGUCGAGCGUACUGUCCGGUAGUACCAAGCGCCAGUCGCCACUGGAUAUCACGGUCAGCCGGCAACCGAGCGGGAUGGACUGAGGAAACUGGGUCUGAGGAAGCAGGCGACCGCGACCCGCAAGUGUGGCUCGCACCGGAGCAUGUUAUAAGUUUUAUUUAUUUGUACCACAAUGCGUACCCACCAUCUUCACCACAUGCGUCCUCGAAGGCAGCCUGACUGGCUGUGUCGCACUGGUUGAUGCGAAUGCGAACACAAAGUAGUGUAAUUUGAGUAUUUGUGUUUUCGUUUCCUACACGAUUUUAUUUUGCAAACUGCGUUAGUGUCGGCAAAGCGAUUGCCAAAAUGCGAUUAUAAAAAGCUUCCCGUCCCCGCUCGGAAGGGUAGCAUUGGUAUUUCGUUUAGGGAGGAAUAGUUUUGAUGUAACUUUCAAACGAUUUACGUAAAAUGCACAACAGCGUGUUGAAAAGAAAUGUACGAAAAGCGAAAACGUAGUAAUAGAAAAUAACGUAAAUAAAGUGACAAUUCAAAAAUAA
This is a messenger RNA of Anopheles coluzzii, 2330 nucleotides long. RefSeq lists its product as uncharacterized. The transcript is spliced from 4 exons. NCBI's taxonomy places the organism in Eukaryota, Metazoa, Arthropoda, Insecta, Diptera, Culicidae. The record is from RefSeq and is a predicted model, not a curated record. The coding region runs from base 711 to 1877 and encodes 388 amino acids.